Molecule: messenger RNA, 2487 nt
Organism: Protobothrops mucrosquamatus (brown spotted pit viper)
Lineage: Eukaryota; Metazoa; Chordata; Lepidosauria; Squamata; Viperidae
Gene: RNF180
Product: ring finger protein 180
Exons: 6
Coding region: 1-1710 (569 amino acids)
Biological process (GO): norepinephrine metabolic process; positive regulation of proteasomal ubiquitin-dependent protein catabolic process; serotonin metabolic process
Cellular component (GO): endoplasmic reticulum membrane
Molecular function (GO): ubiquitin conjugating enzyme binding; ubiquitin protein ligase activity; metal ion binding
Source: RefSeq, a predicted model, not a curated record
AUGGACCGCGCGCCGCGGCGACGGCGGGAGCCUAAACAGGUAAAUGGGCGCGGGCCUUUCGUCAGGCAGCAUCGGUGGCUCGGCCCGCCGUUGUGUCGAGGGGGAGGCCUGCUCGUGGCGGCGGCGGCGGCGGCGGCGGCCUUAGGACGAGAGUGUGAAAGUCAGACGCUGUCAGGCAAGGUGCUGCUUCUCUUCGGCUACAGCAAAGGCCGCUUUGGAGUUGGGGCGUCCCGAUUGGGUGACUUGUAUAAUAGAAAAGGCAAAUGGACAACUGGAAAAUUGAACUUCCCAUUCUGUGAGGCUUGUCUUGAAGAAUAUAACUUUAUCAGUAAUACAGCAUGUUUAUGUGGACAGUUUACAGAUAUUCAUCUUUGUAAAAGACAAACUGAGUGCCAGAUAGCUAGUAGAUUACCAAAAUCACAACUAAAGCACUUGUCACUUUGUAAAUGCCAUUUUGAUUCUAGUAAAGAAAUACACAAGAGUGCUACAAGUGGAAUUCUGAGAGCUGAAAAUCAAAGAGUUCCAUAUCUGGCUAAAAGUAAUGACAGUACUGGAAGAUUAAUGGAGGCACUUUGCCUAGAGUUGAGAUCAGCUAACUUUGAGAUGAAUAAUAAAAAACUAUGCUUCAAAGUGUCUAAUCUAAAAGCAAGUAUUUCAGCUUCACUGGCUCAGAAUGACGGAUACACUGUAAAAGCUUUUCAUAGAAUACCACAGAGUUUGAGAAAGGGGCUUGUCUUGCUACCCACUUUAUAUGGAAUAUCCACAAUUGAGAGACCUGUUUUCUCUAGGCAACAUGAAACACAGCAUUUUAAUUCAAAAGAUUGUUUACCACUGAAAUCCAACAAAGUACAUAAUUAUUUUCAGUUCCAACUUGAAUCAGAUACUAUCAAGCUUUCAAAGAAUUUUUCAGUUACUCCUUACAGAAUAUUAGCACAAGAAGAAACUGGGUUUAAUCCUGUUUGGAAAGCUUCAAAAAGUUAUCUUGAGAGUGCUGUUACUGAUCAACAGCUGUUUUUACCUUCAUCAAAGACUAUUGCAAAAGAAAAUACUCUCCAGCUGCAUAUCAUACCUUUUUAUCUUCUUCAGCCCUUCACAACUAUUGAUCAAGAGUUGUACAAGAAAAAAAGAAACCAGUUGAACAAUUUGGAGAAAAAACAUAGGUGGCAAGACCAGACAAUGAAUACAAAAGAGGAAUAUGAACACAGAAAAGAUAAGGAAAGUUACCUAUGUGCAGUUUGCUUGGAUAUCUACUUCAAUCCUUACAAGUGCUACCCAUGCCAUCAUAUUUUCUGCGAACCUUGCCUACGUAUGCUUGCCAAGGAUAAUCCAACUAGCACUCCAUGUCCUCUCUGCCGUACUGCAAUUACCCAUGUUUUUUUUCAAUCAGAACUGAACAAUUCCACAGAAACUUUCUUUCCAAUGGAAUAUUCAAAAUUAAAGGAAAAUUUUCAAAAAUCAAACUUAGCAAAUUGGCCUCUCCCUAGUUGCAAAAAAGUAUUCAGAGUUAUCGAUGGUUUUCAGAGUACAGACUCCUUUACACGAAGGCAUUUUCCACAUGCUGCCCACAGAAUGGAUUAUAUGGACUUUGAGGACGAUAGCCGGGGUUGGCGAUUUGACAUGGACAUGGUGAUAAUCUACAUUUAUGCCAUCAACUGGGUCUUGGGAUUUAUCGUGUUUUGUUUUCUUUGCUAUUUUUUCUUUCCUUUUUAAGGAUUUCUGUUCCCUAUUUUGUAUGUGAGUGGUAAAACAAAAUAUAGACAAUUCUGGAUUAAAAAAUGCAGAUGAUGUACAAUCUUAGGUCUCCUGUAUAACAAUGAUAAAGCUGCACAACAAUAAUUCAUUUUGUUUUUUGGAUUUUCUAAGUUUUAUUAUAUUUUGAAAUGAAAAAACAUUUGCAUAUUAACAAUGUUAGAUUGCUUUUUCUAAUACCUGUUAAGAUGGCCUGGUGCUUUGAGUCUGUAUUUGCAAUCUGUACAUAAACGUGGGUAUCUUCAUGAAUGAGUAUUCAUAUAGCAGUGAAUCUUUACUGACUACCUUCAACUUCUACCUGGUAUGUAUAAAAUACAUAUACAAACUAUUACCUCACACUUAAUGGUUUCUGUAGAGAUAGUUCACAUAUUAAAUGCUUACAUUCAGUUGAAAUAUUUUUUCUCUUCAGCUUUGGAAUUCAGUGUGAUGUUUUUAUAUCCAGUACUUAUUGCAUAUAAUUGUCAUGUUGAGUCUCAGCUUUCCACCUCUUGAAAUCAUUUUAGGAGUUUCAUGAGAGAUUUUUUGUAGUAAAAUGUAUUAUGUACUUUAAGAUAUAUGGGAUAUGACUUGGGAGAAAUUUGUUAGAGAAAUGUAUACAGUGCCUAUGGUGGUCAGUAUUUCAGCAGAGACAAUUUAGAUAUCUUUUUAUUUGUGGAUGUCUGUGAAAUUCGUCAAAAGACUCAUUGGUUUGCCUUACUGAUCAACAGUGUUUAUGCUAAGAGCUGAUAUUAAAUAAAC